AUGGACAUGCUCUCCAAAAUGAGCUUUGCGAAGGGAAUCAGGAACAGGAUCCAGCAUCUGUGGAGCGCGCAGUGUGCGGUGAUGGCGGCCUCGGAGCGCAGGCUGCCGAGUCCCGAGGCGUUCGUGGGCCAGUCGUGGAGCAGCUGGAUCGAGCGGGCCGAGGCGCUGCGGCUGGCGGAUGGCACAGAAUCGGAGGAUUGUGGCAAGGAUGUGCGGAAGAAGAUUGAAACAAUGCGACUCAUCAGAGAAGACAUGCCAAUCUUUGGUCACUGUCCAGCCCAUGAUGAGUUCUUCCUUGUGGUGUGUAACCAGUGUGGACAAGUAGUUAAACCUCAGGCAUUUCAGAUGCACUGUGAGAGAAGACACGGAUCUCUGAACAAAUUGUCAGCACGGAAACCUCCCGCCUUGACGUCCACAAACUCCAUCCUGCAGAAAUCACGAUGCAACAGUGUUCAAACUGCAGUUACCGCCAACCAUGGCGCCAGAUCCUCCAAAGAGAAGCUGCACAGCCCUGGUAACAAGGUGCUACAGUUAGAUGUGCCUUCAAAGGGACCAAAAGAAAAUUUGUGCUUGUUUGUUCCCAUGGUAAACCUUGAAAAGAUCCCAUCUCUUGGAAAGACAGAGAGUUCCUGCAUCAAACUGACUGCCAAGCCUCCUGCUGUUUCGCCCUCCUCUCCUGAACCCAUCUCUCCCUCUGAGAAACCCAGCAUGGCCCCUGUCCUUGAUUCUAUGCCAAAGACGGGGGCAGCAGAAGCAGCUGAUCUCUCAUUCCCAGCUCUGGUGAUUCAGAAUGGUAAAGGUGAGAGGUCGCCCGCGCUGGAAGAACCAGUAAACAAUAACAGGAGAAACAACCAUAAAGUCCACAGGAGGAUAAUUGAGAAAGAAAGUGAUCUCAAUAAGCACUGCGGAGUGAUGGAUCCAGAGAGCAAGAAGCACUGCACACGUUCAUUAACUUGUAAGACGCACUCCCUGACUCAGAGAAGGAACGUGAUCGGGCGGCGACUGGCAUUCGACGAGCUCCUGGCAGAACAUCGGGCAAGCUUGAAGAACAAGGAAGGUGGUCGAGAGAGAAAGCAGCAGGCAAAAGAGGCAGUGCCACUUUCUCCUGUGCAGGAGAUGACCACCGGAGGCUGGGGUUCAGUGAUGCCAGGAGUCCCCAUGAGAAACACAAAGCCUGUCUGCUCUUCUGGCUCCAGGGUUUCCUUGGAAAGUGAAUUGUCUGAUUGUGAGAGGUCCACAGCUGAUCCUGCUCCACACUCUGAGCUCCCCUACCCUCUCUUCAGAUUCGAGAUAAACAGCCGGCUGUCGAGCGAAGAGAGUGAUGGAGAGAUGCCUGAGGAAUUGGAGAAGCCAGACUGUCACUAUUCACAAUUGCAUCCAAAGCCACUGGCAUUUUGCACUUUCGGAUCCCGAAUGAUUAGCCGAGGUUAUUACGUCUUCAACAGGAGAUUGGAUCGUUUCCGAAUGGCCCUUAAUUCCAUGGUGGAAAGGCACCUAAACUCUCAGAUGUGGAGGAAAAUCCCUCCAGCCAUGGAUGCCCAGACGGCACUGCCACCACCCGCCUCCUCGCUGCAAUCGUUGUCCUCCCUGCCUGUGGCAGCCAACUCCUCCUCGCCCUCGCUCGCGGGCACGGAUCUAAAGCCAACACCCUCGACUGCUGCCUCCACCGCAGCGCCAACCUCCACGGAACUGCCUGCCAUCCGCUGCCGCUCGCCCCCUUUGUUACCCCCCGCCUCAAACCCUUUGCGUGCUUCGGGCAGAACGUCCUGGGCCAAGGCUGGGAGCGUGUCCGGAUUCCACCAAGGCUCUCACCCACUCACUGACACAUCACAAAGCAAGAGGAAGAAGCCAGCAUUCUCUGCCUCCCAGUUGCAACCUACUCUGGACCCCCCACUCAAAAGGAACUGUGUGCUAAGUCUGGGCAGGAUCAGCAACCCUCCGCCUGGUGGAAUAGUCCCCCGGCCCACUAACAUGAAUACCUCUUCACACAACGCUAACAAUGGAGUGGCUGCUCACAGCCCCAAAGCACUGGGACAGGCGGGAAUCGUGGGGCAUUCAGGGAAGUCCAUCAAAGGGCCCAGCUGGACAGUGGAACUCUUUGACCCCAAAAGGGAUGCUCGCCUCUGUGAGGGACGUAAGCUUGGAAUUCACUGCCCCUCGACCCCACCACUGAUCGGCAACUCACCCCUACGAGCUGAGGGCAGGAAACGGAAGAACGCGGCCUCGUGCUUAAAACCCACCAAAAUAACCAAGUCCCCCGAAGUCAACUGCGCGCACAGGAAAAGGGAGGAGAGCUUGGCGACAUCUCGACCGCCCCUCAACUCCCACACACAAAAGGCAAAGGUGCGCCCUUGAAAAUUACCUUGGUGGGGACAAGGACCUGGAAACCUUUCUCUGAUCAGCAACCUGUUCCAGCCUUUGGCCACACAAAUUGGCUCCUAUCGCGGGUGUUGAGAGCUCUGUCGGAUCACAGGCUUAUUGGGCACAAAUGAAAGAGGGCAUAUCCCGGCAGCUGCCGCAUUUAGUACAAGCUACUUUUGGGCGUGCAGCCUGCCCUUUGCAUACCACAUCAGUAUGGAGUUCAGUUACUACUCUUGUCAUCCAUCUGUUUUGUUUAUCCCUUUGAACCUUUUUCUGACUACAGUGAACCCUCGUUAUUACAGACCUCUUUAUAAUGGAUUUUGGUUAUAGCGGAUGAACUUAGCGAUCUUCACCACCAGGCCAGGCAGGUGAUGACACCCCCGGCACGCGCUGCUUCCAGGCCAGACCUACCCACCUUCAGCACCGGGCCAGACUGCCGACGGUACUCCCGGCUCACAGUGCCUCCCCGGCAGUUUCUAGGCCAACUGGCGACCUCACUCCCGGCCGCCACCACCACCAUGGCCGCAUCCGGACCUACCGACCUUCAACGCCAGGCUGGGCUACCGACACCGGCUCACCCUUGGCCGCUUCCAGGCCACGCCUGCCACCACCGACCCUUUACCUGCAUUUCAGCCACCCACAGGCCGCGACCAUGACUCUGCCGAUCCUCACCUCCCCUCUGGCCGCCAGCAGGCCCGGGCCAUCAACACACCUGGAGUUCGGGCCCCAUUCCAGACAGAAUCUGAAGAAGGGUCUCAACCCAAAACGUUGCAUAUCCAUGUUCUUCACAUAUGUUGCCUGACUUCCUGAUUUACUGCAGCACUAUGUGUCCUAUUGUGUAUUAACCAGCAUCUGCAUACUUUGUUUCCACUACUUGUACAAUGGUACUAUAACUCGGUAAUCCCUUCCUCACUUAUAGCAGACAAUCGGCAAUAAUGACACUAUCCCCCCCCAUUCCCCCCAUGCUCCGUUAUAAUGAGGGUUUACUGUAUUUUUUUUACUGGCCACUUGCCAUGGAGGCCCUGCUCUGCAUUGUUCUAAUAGGGACCUGAUUGCAAAUGCACACAAACUUGGCCAUGGAACAUUCAACCUGUGCUUUAGACAUAUAGGAGAAUGAUAACAGGACAUUGUGCCAUUUCUUCAGUCCAGGAUCUGCAGUCAGUGGGGUGCAAGUAUCCCUGUUUGAUUCAUGCAUUUGUAAGUAUGUUAUUCCCUGCCUUCAUCUUCUCACAGAGCUAUUCAUGAUGGCCUGUGGGUGCUGGAUGCCCUUCAGGUACAUUCCCCAAGGAAACAUUCCCCUCAUAACGGUUUUGCACAAUUAGGACGAACCUGCAAGAAUACCUCACCUUCCCUUUCCCUCCCCCUCGAAUAGUUAGAUCCACCACCACACUACUCUUCUCACUCUAGGAGAUACUACACUAGCACUAGCACUAGCACUAACAGCCACCAGGAGUAGUUUGAGUGGGAAAGGUUAAGAGAGGAGGAUAUUGACUGCCACAAAUUAAACUUCAUACCUACUGAAAUUUGAGCAGAAAAGUUUGAACAGUUCCAUUCGUAAAUAUGAAUAGGAAGAAAAAUAGUUCCAUCGGACCUGGAGGCAAAUGAUGAAUGUAUCCUUGCCCUUUGACUCUAAACCGACUGCAUCACAGUGCCUUUGAAAUUUGUUCAUUCAGUCAUAUUUGUGAACUUGGCUCCUCUGUGUGAAACCUUCAUGGGAUUGGGAAGGGCGCAUGCUGAAAAGGAAGAAUAAUUUGAUUUAUUGGUAAUAGGGUGAUCAUUAAUUCCUUCUGUUUAAGUGAAUUUGAGCAUCUUUUGCCCACUGAUGGUUUAACCUUUACAGUUAAUCCCACAUCUUCCAUUACAGUCUGGUACUUUAUUUGUUUUCAAUCCCUCCCCUCUGCUUUUCUCCCUUCUCCAAAUUCCAUUUCUCUACCAUUCGAUACCUUAUCUUAGAUUGAUACCAACACAGAAGGAGAUCAUUUGAUAUGCCAGGUGCAUACUAGCUCUCAGGGGUGUCAUCUCUUCAGUCCCAUUUCUUCACCAAUUUACUCACCUUCACACAUGCACAUCAACGUUCUUUCAUUUGUAACUUGUAGUGAGAGGUAAUUCACAGUUACUAAUCCACUAGUAUGUCUUUGGGAUGUUGGAGGAAAUUAGAGCACCCAGGAAAAACCCAAGCGAUGACGGACAGAAGAUGUAAAGUCUGCACAAGUUUUAACUUUCUCUUUUGUUUACAUGUCUCUGACCUCACCUCCCCUUCUACACCAUUCAUUCUGUCCAAGAGGCAACCUCUGCCCUCUGGAUGGGGAUGGAUUACUGGUUCAUGGGUAGGAGUAGUGGGGGCUUCUAAGAGGCCUGUUCUGUCUCAUUCAGCAGCCUUAGAUCACUUACACUGAACCCUCCAAAUAACACUUCCAACCAUCCACCCACCACUACAGGUCAGACUAUAUGUUGAUCAUUGAAUUACUGGGUGAACAUUGUGACCUAGCCGUUUCGGCGCCUCCGUUUUGGGGUGUUAGAGUUAGGGUUAGGGUAUGGGUUAGGAUAGCGUGCCACAGCGGCGGGCCAGUGGAAACAAAUUUCCAAACUUGUUAACAUAAAGCUGAUCUCACUUGCAAUAUCCUUGGCAUAGGAACUUCUUGCAGAGGGUGAUGAAUCUCUGGAAUUCACUAUCCCGAAGUAUUGUGACGCAUGGAACACUUUUAUUUAUCUGGAGGUAUUUACAGAGGUUAGGGUUAGGGUUAGGGUUCUGAUGAGUACAGAUAUUAUAAACAGAGGCACCGGAACGGCAGCUCCGAAAAGUACCCGACCCCCUCCUGGUUUCUUACCACAUCUAUGAGAUGGAAACCAGGCUAAGUUCAUAAUAGUGACCUCAGAGGUUAACUACAAACCAUUUUAACUUUACUUGUUUUGUUUCUGUUCUGUCAAAUUCUGUCUAAUUCUCAAACCAAACCAUUCCUUUGCCCACGAUAAGAUGAACUGAAUAUUCAUACAACAUGGUUGCAUCGUAUUUUCUGUUACAAGCGGGUUUAAAAAAAAAAAUUCAUUGCUAUUUUAUGUACAUAUUUCAGCCCUAUCACAUUUGAUCAGCAUCAUUGAUACAAGUUAUCUUCUUCUCCAUAACUUUAUUUUGUACUUUUAAUUCAGUUAGAUAUAAUCUUAUGUGAUCUACGCGACGUUAUUUCUUGGAGGUAUAGCAUUGUGUUGUCAUGUUUCCUAAUGAGCUCCUGUCUGCUUGCCCCUCAGAUGAGUCUCUUCCGCUCUGCCUCCAGUAUCAGUGCAAUAGUUUUCAUUUUACCUCUAACACUGUUAUUGGGAUUACCAGUUUAAUAGUGUGUAGCGCUGGUCAUACAAUAUCAGACUUAUUAUCCGCAUAGCCCUUAAAGUUAGCAGAUCAACAAGAGUUCCGUUCAUCAUUCUGGGCUGGAAUGACUCUAGGAACAAGGAAUAAAAUGUAAUGAUCAAGAAUUUGUAAUGGACUUGCGGAAAUAGCCCCGUCUCUGGUCCUCAUCACCUUUGUCCUGUCUAUAUUGAGCAUUCAGUUCAGUGGAGUAUCAAAAAUGACCUCCAUUAUGCUGGUUCAAGUGAAUGACUGAGACAACGCACAAUAAUGUGAAAUACUGAACACCCGUAUCAGGCACGGAACUCAAAAUGCCAAGGUGUGUAAAUGUCUGGAAAGUUUUUAAUGAUUAUGUACCGAAUUAUGCAAAUAUUUUUUGUAUUUGAUCUAGUAACGACAUAUUGUCUAUAAUAUUUUACAGAUUGAAAUGGUCAGAUAUAUAUCUAUAUACAGAUAAAUACAUAUAUAUAGUGACCUAAUGUUACAAAUGCCAGAUGCAUACCCAUUGAGGUAAUUAGAUACCUUGGCAGCAGGUGAAGGCCAGUGUGCUGUCAGAUGCAAAUCAUUGCAAAGUCAGUAGUCAUGUAAUUUAUUGUACAGAUCAAACCAUUAUAAUCUGAAUCUGAUUUUUUUCCUUUAUAUGCCAUGUUUUAAUAAGGAGGUUGGGUAUGGAGUUAUUUAAGAAGGACCUGCAGAUGCUGGAAAAUCGAAGGCAGACAAAA
Messenger RNA from Amblyraja radiata (thorny skate), 6423 nucleotides. RefSeq names its product ataxin-7-like protein 1. The transcript is spliced from 12 exons. Bases 1 to 2355 code for a protein of 784 amino acids. The record is from RefSeq and is a predicted model, not a curated record. Lineage: Eukaryota; Metazoa; Chordata; Chondrichthyes; Rajiformes; Rajidae.